Molecule: messenger RNA, 3059 nt
Organism: Oryza brachyantha (malo sina)
Lineage: Eukaryota; Viridiplantae; Streptophyta; Magnoliopsida; Poales; Poaceae
Product: beta-adaptin-like protein C
Exons: 15
Coding region: 172-2868 (898 amino acids)
Biological process (GO): vesicle-mediated transport; intracellular protein transport
Cellular component (GO): clathrin adaptor complex; membrane coat
Molecular function (GO): clathrin binding
Source: RefSeq, a predicted model, not a curated record
CCUCUCCAACUCACCCCCCUCCUCCUCCUCGCCGAGCCGACCAAGUGCGACCGCCCCACCGCGCGCGCGCCACCCACCGCCACCGCGCGCGGGGAUCGUCGAGCACCCCGGCACCGCAGCCGGAGGCGGCGAGCGCUCGGGCUGGCUCGGGUUCGCCGGGUGGGCGAGAAGAUGAGCGGCCACGACUCCAAGUACUUCUCCACCACCAAGAAGGGGGAGAUCCCCGAGCUCAAGGAGGAGCUCAACUCCCAGUACAAGGACAAGAGAAAAGAUGCUGUCAAGAAAGUUAUUGCUGCUAUGACUGUUGGAAAAGAUGUUUCAUCUUUGUUUACCGAUGUUGUGAACUGCAUGCAGACCGAGAACUUGGAGCUGAAGAAACUAGUAUACUUAUAUCUGAUUAACUAUGCUAAAAGUCAACCUGACCUUGCCAUACUUGCUGUAAACACAUUUGUUAAGGAUUCACAAGAUCCAAAUCCACUAAUUCGGGCUUUAGCUGUGAGGACAAUGGGUUGCAUCCGUGUGGAUAAAAUCACAGAGUACCUCUGUGAUCCUCUUCAAAGAUGCCUCAAGGAUGAUGAUCCAUAUGUGCGGAAGACUGCAGCUAUCUGUGUUGCUAAGCUUUAUGAUAUAAAUGCUGAGCUAGUUGAGGACAGAGGAUUCCUUGAGGCCCUUAAGGACCUAAUAUCUGACAAUAAUCCUAUGGUAGUUGCCAAUGCUGUUGCUGCGCUUGCAGAGAUUCAGGACAGCAGUGCUCGUCCAAUAUUUGAAAUCACCAGUCAUACGUUGUCAAAGCUUCUGACUGCUCUGAAUGAAUGCACAGAAUGGGGCCAGGUUUUCAUUUUGGAUUCUCUGUCAAGGUACAAAGCAGCAGAUGCAAGGGAAGCAGAAAAUAUAGUAGAACGAGUUACACCUCGUCUCCAACAUGCAAACUGUGCUGUUGUUCUUUCUGCUGUAAAGAUAAUCCUUUUACAAAUGGAGCUCAUUACUAGCACUGAUGUUGUCCGGAAUCUCUGUAAGAAAAUGGCACCCCCUCUUGUUACACUUUUGUCAGCAGAGCCUGAGAUUCAGUAUGUAGCGUUAAGGAACAUUAAUCUGAUUGUUCAGAAAAGGCCUACAAUACUCGCACAUGAAAUUAAGGUCUUCUUUUGCAAGUACAAUGACCCAAUAUAUGUUAAGAUGGAAAAGUUAGAGAUUAUGAUAAAGCUUGCGUCGGACAGAAACAUAGAUCAGGUUCUAUUGGAAUUCAAAGAGUAUGCCACAGAGGUGGAUGUUGACUUUGUCCGUAAAGCUGUUCGCGCUAUUGGAAGAUGUGCAAUUAAGUUGGAGAGAGCCGCUGAAAGAUGCAUCAGUGUUUUGCUUGAGCUGAUUAAGAUAAAAGUUAAUUAUGUUGUGCAGGAGGCUAUAAUUGUUAUUAAGGACAUCUUCAGACGCUACCCUAAUACGUAUGAGUCGAUCAUUGCAACACUUUGUGAAAGUCUAGACACCUUAGAUGAACCAGAAGCUAAGGCAUCAAUGAUUUGGAUUAUUGGAGAAUAUGCUGAAAGAAUUGACAAUGCUGAUGAACUUCUUGAGAGCUUCCUGGAAACAUUCCCUGAAGAACCAGCAUUAGUUCAAUUGCAGUUACUAACAGCUACUGUCAAGUUAUUCCUUAAAAAGCCAACCGAGGGGCCACAACAGAUGAUACAGGCUGUUCUCAAUAAUGCAACAGUUGAAACAGAUAAUCCCGAUUUGCGUGACCGAGCUUAUAUAUACUGGCGACUUCUUUCUACUGAUCCUGAGGCAGCAAAAGAUGUAGUUUUGGCAGAGAAACCUGUUAUCAGUGAUGAUUCCAACCAGCUUGACUCUUCACUCCUAGAUGAUCUGCUAGCCAAUAUUUCUACCCUUUCAUCAGUUUAUCACAAGCCUCCAGAAGCAUUUGUUAGCCGUGUUAAAACUGCACCUAGGGCUGAUGAUGAGGAGUUUGCUGAUACAGCUGAAACAGGAUAUUCGGAGUCACCAUCUCAGGGAGUUGAUGGGGCAUCUCCUUCCUCUAGUGCUGGCACAUCUUCUAACGUCCCAGUGAAGCAGCCAGCAGCUGGAGCCCCAGCUGCUCCUGCUCCAAUGCCAGACCUUCUUGGUGAUUUGAUGGGUAUGGAUAACUCAAUUGUUCCUGUUGAUGAACCAACAGCACCUUCAGGUCCUCCACUGCCUGUCUUGUUGCCAUCAACCACUGGCCAAGGACUGCAGAUCAGUGCACAACUAGUACGACGUGAUGGCCAAAUAUUCUACGAUAUAUCUUUUGAUAAUGGCACUCAAGCUGCACUAGAUGGAUUCAUGAUUCAGUUUAACAAAAAUACCUUUGGCCUUGCUGCCGGUGGUCCACUUCAGGUUCCUCCACUGCAACCUGGGGCCUCGGCUAGGACACUACUACUUAUGGUGGUAUUCCAGAAUCUCUCCCCUGGAGCACCAAAUUCGCUGCUGCAGGUUGCUGUGAAAAAUAAUCAGCAACCUGUGUGGUACUUCAAUGACAAAAUUCCGAUGCAUGUCUUCUUUGGUGAAGAUGGCAAAAUGGAACGGACAAGUUUUCUUGAGGCCUGGAAAUCUUUGCCUGAUGACAACGAAUUUUCUAAAGAAUUCCCGGCUUCUGUUAUCAGCAGCAUAGAUGCGACCGUCGAACACCUUGCAGCAUCUAAUGUGUUCUUUAUUGCCAAGAGGAAAAAUGCCAAUAAGGAUGUUCUGUAUAUGUCUGCGAAGAUUCCGCGUGGAAUUCCCUUCCUGAUAGAGCUUACUGCCGCAGUUGGUGUUCCUGGCGUGAAGUGUGCGGUCAAAACGCCAAACAAGGAGAUGGUGGCCCUCUUCUUUGAAGCUAUGGAGUCUCUUCUCAAGUGAGCACCAAACUGAAGACCAUUGUUCCUUCCAAAUUGAUCAGUUGAUGAGCUACUACUCUAGGUGUGGAUGCGGCAUUGUUUUUCAGGAGCUGGUGUGAAUUGUAUUUGUUGUUUUUGUAUUAGAUUACUGUAUUUAAACUCUGCUAGUUUCCUGGUUUAUAAGUUUUUCACGACAAAAUACUUAACAUGUCC